Messenger RNA from Ochotona princeps (American pika), 1564 nucleotides. RefSeq names its product thioredoxin domain containing 5 (gene TXNDC5). The transcript has 10 exons. The record is from RefSeq and is a predicted model, not a curated record. The coding region runs from base 28 to 1290 and encodes 420 amino acids. Gene Ontology annotation, biological process: protein folding. Gene Ontology annotation, cellular component: endoplasmic reticulum. Lineage: Eukaryota; Metazoa; Chordata; Mammalia; Lagomorpha; Ochotonidae. Gene Ontology annotation, molecular function: protein disulfide isomerase activity.
GGCGAGAGCGCGCCCAGCCCCGCCGCGAUGCCCGCGCGCUCAGGACGCCUCCUCCCGCCCGCGGCCCCCGCCGCGCUGCUGCUGCUGCUCCUGCUGGACCAUGGCGGCGGCGGCCGAUGGGGCGCUCGGGCCCAGGAGGCGGCGGCCGACGGCGGGCACCGGGAGGACCCGCACUCCAAGCACCUGUACACGGCCGACAUGUUCACGCACGGCAUACAGAGCGCCGCACACUUCGUCAUGUUCUUCGCGCCCUGGUGCGGGCACUGCCAGCGACUGCAGCCAACUUGGAAUGAGCUGGGAGACAAGUACAACAGCAUGGAAGACGCCAAGGUGUUUGUGGCCAAAGUGGACUGCACAGCCGACUCGGAAGUGUGCUCAGCCCAGGGCGUGCGCGGCUACCCCACCCUCAAGUUUUUCAAACCUGGCCAAGAAGCUGUGAAGUACCAGGGCCCUCGGGACUUCCAAGCCCUGGAGAGCUGGAUGCUGCAGACGCUGAGGGACGAGCCUGCGACACCUGCGCCACAGGUAGAACCGGCCCAGGCUCCCGAGCUGAAGCAGGGGCUAUAUGAACUGGCGGCGAACAACUUCGAGCAGCAUGUUGCACAAGGUGAGCACUUCAUCAAGUUCUUCGCACCGUGGUGUGGUCACUGUAAAGCGCUAGCCCCAACUUGGGAGCAGCUGGCCCUGGGCCUUGAGCACUCUGAAGCUGUCAAGAUUGGCAAGGUGGACUGCACACAGCACCAUGAACUCUGCUCAGGAAACCAGGUCCGUGGCUACCCGACCCUGCUCUGGUUCCGGGAUGGCAAGAAGGUCGAUCAGUACAAGGGCAAGCGGGAUUUGGAGUCGCUGAAGGGCUAUGUGGCAUCACAGCUGCAGAGACCAGAGGCUGCUGCGCCGGAAUCCAGCAAGCCCACUGAGGCCCCUGGGCUGGCCGCCCAGCCUGCAGCUGAUACGGGCGCUGUGCUGGCACUCACCCAGAAGAAUUUUGACGAGGCCGUUGCAGAAGGAAUCACCUUCGUCAAGUUUUACGCCCCAUGGUGUGGCCACUGUAAGAACCUGGCUCCCACCUGGGAGGAGCUCUCUAGGAAGGAAUUUCCAGGUUUGGCAGAGGUCAAGAUCGCCAAAGUGGACUGCACGGCCGAGCGGGAGAUCUGCAGCAAGUACUCGGUGCGAGGCUAUCCCACACUGUUGCUUUUCCGUGGAGGGAAGAAAGUCAGUGAGCACAGUGGCGGGAGGGACCUGGAGGCUCUGCACCGCUUCGUCCUGCGCCAGGCCAAAGACGAGCUCUAGAGGCGCGCCGGGAGGCCACCUGGCUCCCGCACCGCAGGCAGGAGCAGCGGCACUUCCAACGGGCUCUGGGGCAAGCUGAGCGCACUGAACUGGUACUUCUCAUUGGCCUGUGUGUGCGUGUGUCCUCUAAGAACGCACACUCUGCAUCUGAUGCAGUUUCUCUAAGAAAUGUGUAAAUGGUAACUGUGCAAACUCCAGGGUUCUCAGUGGCAGCACAGCCACACUCACCUUCUCUGGAUGGAAUUAAACAAUAUUCCUUUGAGACUAAAAAUCA